Messenger RNA from Bipolaris sorokiniana ND90Pr, 2070 nucleotides. RefSeq lists its product as uncharacterized. Bases 268 to 1671 code for a protein of 467 amino acids. The record is from RefSeq and is a predicted model, not a curated record. Lineage: Eukaryota; Fungi; Ascomycota; Dothideomycetes; Pleosporales; Pleosporaceae. The transcript has a single exon.
CCCAGUCGUCCGCCUCUUGCGCCCGACCACUUGCAGACCGCUGAUCAGAGUACUUACCCGCUGCGAAUCCCUCUUCAUAUCACCAUGUCGCCUCCUGCUACACUCUGCAUUUCACCCGGUUCCUCACUGUCGGGAAGUGGGCAACCAACCUGUGUGACUGCAGCCCUAGAUCAUCGCUUAUCCUGGCAGUGCGAGAAAAGAUAGACGUACCCCCUCUCUUUCCUAUUUCUUUGCUUAUAUUUCCUUGGUUCGAUCCCACUCGGAGCCAUGCUGGAGAGGGCUCUUCCACCAGCCCUGCUAUCCCUCCUCCUUGUUGCAACUGGUGUUUCUGCUGCACCCUACGAUUUCACCGACAACUAUCGCGACCCCGCCCCGGCGCCUGAAGACGGCCCUCCUGCUUCAUAUCACGCUACCCGAGACAAGAGUGUUUUACCCUACGAAAUCUGUGGUAUCGUUGGCGGCUACGUCUUCACAGUACUUAUUUGGGGGGUACUACUCCUCACUGUUGGCAGAAAGAUGAGACGAAAGGCACUCGAGCCACCCAAGCAGCUGGAGCUGGAGUUGGAGAACAAGCCCACAAGACCGACCAUCAAGACUCCUGGUCUCACAUCACCGCCACUAUCCGCACGAUCGUGGUUGAGGAAAUUCAAGAAGAACGACUCUGUUCCCAGCAGCCCCCAAAGCCCUGUCGUCCAAUCGCCCAGUUCUUUUGAUCAAAAGGUUCUCGACGCCCAUCGUGACCAGGAUCAAGCCGACAUGGAGCGCCUCUAUGCUGCCGUCAUGGAGUUUGACGCAAAGAAACAAUCCGCCAGAGCUAGUGUAGACGAGACAGAGCCUCUUCCACCGCCUACUGACCGGAGAAGACCGUCGGCCAUCAGUGUCGCACGUUCUCAAGACAACUACGACAACCCUGCGUCUCCUGCUCGAGCCAUAUACCCUCCAGGUCACCAGGAUAGACCGACAACCGCAUCAAACACUCGUGACCGACUCCGUGCAGAACAACCAGCCCCUGCAAGCCCCCGCAGCAUCCUCUCCAAGCGCUCGCAAACAUCAAAUGCUACGACAAGCAGUAAGAACACGCGCUUCAAUCUCAAGAAUCUACGCAUUUCUGGCCCCAUUGCGAAGUACCCUGGCGCAGAUGAUGAUGAUGAAGCUCGACGACCUCUAACCCCUCGCUUCUAUGCACCUGGUGCUCCGCCCUCGCCUCCAACCCAAACAAACUCGCCAACAUCGCCUUACGAUGCCGACGAAAGCCUAGAUCAAGUCCAACCACUACCUCACCCCGCCCCCCAUCGCCGUGGAAGCUCGAAUAUGUCCAACAACCUCGGCCUCACCAUCUCCACCCCGCCCCCACCGUCAAAACAGAAAACCGCCACAUCACCUAACCAAUCCCUUCCGCUCCGUUCCUUUUCCUCGCCCCUCAACUCUCCCGGCAUCCAAACCACGGUGCUUGACCGCCGCGUCGACAGACUGGCCUUGGGUACUCCCAAGACCGGCGUCCCUUUUACACCCUACAGCCCUUAUAUGCCAUUUACACCAGUCACACCCGUGACACCGCAUCUGACCACGAGGCGCGAUCGCAAGAUGGAGAGGAAGAUGGACGGAAGGAGACGCCGUGGCGGAGAAGAAAUGGUUCAGACGCCAAAGGAGAUUUUUGGCGAUGCUUAUUAGUCUUUCUUUUUGUUCUUAGAGAAAUGCCCCAAAGAUGAGGAGAAGGAUGUAUAUGUGUGUAUAAGGUAACUUGGGGUUAGUAUCUGUUAGCGUUUUCUUUUAUCUUGCAUGAUGACCAUCUUGUUUCCUUUUCCACAAGUUGGAAUUGGCAAAAGGAUGUAUACCCACCCCGCCUGAUGGCCGGGUUGAUGAUGAAUUUUUUAUCUCUAUUUCUUGUACCUAUGUAUGUAUGUACGGUCUAGCGUUUCAUCGCUCGUACGUGUGUGCAAACCCCCUUUUUUUCUUUGUAUCUUUAGCUUCUUUCCUAUCUUCAAGUAAAAAGAGUAGACAAACUCUAUGAUCAUGAUGAAUAUAAAUCACUUUUGGAUACGUUGGACAUACCGUCAUCCGACUUUUGGC